Messenger RNA from Cuculus canorus (common cuckoo), 813 nucleotides. It is a transcript of the gene CHCHD5, whose product is annotated as coiled-coil-helix-coiled-coil-helix domain containing 5. The record is from RefSeq and is a predicted model, not a curated record. The transcript is spliced from 4 exons. NCBI's taxonomy places the organism in Eukaryota, Metazoa, Chordata, Aves, Cuculiformes, Cuculidae. The coding region runs from base 16 to 384 and encodes 122 amino acids.
AGCGGUGCACUGCGCAUGCGCAAAGCCUUACAGGCCGUGUUCAUGCAGUGCACGGGCGCCGAUAGCCCUGCCGUCCGUGUCCCUGCAGAGACGGAAGCGGCCCUGGAGAUCACGGCCCGCUACUGCCGUCAGGAGAUGGAGGAAUACGGGCGCUGCGUGGCUGCUAGCCCAGCUACCUGGCAGAGCGACUGCCACCGGCUGCGGCUCGGGAUCUCCCGGUGUGCGGCGGCGCACCCGAUCAUACGGCAGAUCCGUCAGGACUGUGCGGAGCCGUUCACCGCCUUCGAGCAGUGCCUGAAGGAAAACCAAACCUCCGUCAUGAACUGCAGCGACCACGUCAACGCCUUCCUGCUCUGUGCCGACCAGGUGAAGCUCUCCACAUGAGAGGAGCCUUGGAAUGAUAAAUCCAUCUUCAGAGGGGAAGGAGAAGCCUUUCUGGAUUCAGGAGGAUCCAUCCUGUGCUCGAUUGGGUGGGUUUUCGCUCCGCUGACAAACUAAACGCUGCCCCUGUGGGGUUCUGAUCACACUAUGCUCAGCUUCAGUGGACAGCAGGGCUCUCGCUAGAUGUCAGAGCGUUCGCUCUUCACUCAUGCGUUGAUGACGCUGGGUUUUGUCCAUCUAAAAACGUUUAUGAGUAAAUAAAUCACAAGACUGUGUUGAAGUGACACCAAAGGAUCAGCAACAACCUGCUCGGCCAGGAGUCCAAAGCUAAAAUCAACCCUUACCUCUCUUCUGCAAUCUUUUCUUCAACAGCUCCUUUGGUAAUUAAGCAAAAUAUUUAUUAUCCCAAUAAACAAACCACUUUGGAAGAUA